UCAUGAAUAUACAAUCCAGUGGUUGAUAGCUGGAAAACAAGCUGAAAAGUAAAGAAAACUGAUCUUUUCGUGUUCAUAAUAUCAUUGCAGCAAAAACACUAACUGUCAUACGGUUAUCUGGUGGUGGAACAGAAGACUCUAGUGGUGAUAAAAGCCAAGUGAAAGCUGUUACCUGACGACUUAAAAAUGGUUUCCUCAACUGAUGUAUUAACACAACUGAUACAGGAUGCAGUUCUCAAACUUUGUACGCAGAACAUUGUCUUCAACACCUCACUAGAGAUAGAUGGCAUUAUAUGUGUUUCUCCAGGAGAGAAAGAGCGGGAAAUUGUUGUAAAAAUGCACAGAACCAUUAUGAAACCAGCUGAAUCUCAAGGUAUUCAACAAAGUUGGUCACCUCAAGUAGACAUUGAAGCAUCUUCUGAUUAUUGUAGUAAUCAAAGCUCCAGAAAGUUGCCAUAUAAACCCUCUCAUGACCCUGCACAGAGGAACAGAGAGUUUACUAACAGAGAAAAUAGACUUGUAGCUAUAGUAUCAACAGCUCAAACUCCUAAUCAAUAUCUCUACAAUUCUCAGACACCUGUUAACUCUCCUUUGCCUACUGCCACACAAGUUACACCAGGAGGAAGGAUUGAAGCUAUAGGAGGGUUAACAAUAAAAGAGGAAUCAUCACUUUCUCCUGGAGCCAUUAAGCGGUCUCUAUCAGAUUAUAUAACACAAGAUACUCCUACAUGUAAACCAAUUCAUAAACAUGCCAGACUCGACACUAACACUACUGGCAUUGAUAAUCAACAUAUAGGUCCUCAUGAUGAAAGUGCAAUUUUGGACACUGUCAAUAUUAAACAAGAAGAGCCUAUAACCAUAGAGCUAGAUGAGGGAGAGAAGGAAGGGGGAUAUGAUGAGGAGUCUACUGAAGGUGCAAGUUGGAUGCAGGGAGACAGCUCAAUAGAUGACAUGCCAGAUCAAAACCAAGAUGAGCAAUGGUUAGCAGGUAGGCAACAUUGUGUUCGAACAGUGCAGGAGCAGCAGUCUUCAACAUUGAAACAUUGUGAUAGUGGAACAUUGCAUGAGGCUACAACAUUUACCUCAACCAGUAUUAGACUAGGCAGCUAUAGUUGGAUCUUUAGAAGCAGCCAAUCCAGAUCUGAAGCUACAUAAAACCUACAUGAAAACCAUUCUAUCCCAGAAUCUUCCAAAUUGCCUUGUGGGAAACAAUUACCAACAUUCAGCAGAAUUGAAGUUCAGAUGCAGCAUCUGUAGUAAGACAUUCAAGAACAAAGCUAACUUAGAUGGCCAUAUUAGGAUCCAUACUGGGGAGAAACCUUUCCAGUGUGAACUCUGCCUGAAACGCUUCACUCAGCAUGGGAGUUUACAUAAUCAUAGGAAGACUCAUAAGAAAGAUAUGCUGUGAUACUUUAGGG
This is a messenger RNA of Owenia fusiformis, 1418 nucleotides long. Lineage: Eukaryota; Metazoa; Annelida; Polychaeta; Sabellida; Oweniidae. The record is from the annotation of a GenBank genome assembly.